AUGACGGAACUGGAAAUGGUCACAGAAGAGAUGCUAGUGAAAGGCAUGAAUCCUGCUCACAUAUGCCGAGGACCUGAUGGAAGAUUUCAAGCAGUCUGGCAGGGAUCCAGUCAAGAGAUGCGACACUACAUUGUGCAGGAGGGAGAGAUAAAAACGAUUCUGAGAGAAGACGUCAAACAUGGUCGAGAAGGAUAUUAUCCAGCGUCACUUCAGGUUUACCGCGAAAAAAACCAAACCACUGCACUGAUUGUUUGGGAGAAGGGGUUUGGGGUUAGAUAUCGCAUACAAAGCGGAUCAAAUCUGACCGAGAUGGGCGAGGAGAUGAAUGGGACGAUGAUGCAGCCCCACCAGAUCACCGCUAUAUCAGGGAAAGCGCUAGGAUUCUUUUCGAGGUACUACGUGGUCUGGCAUUCCGGUGACUUCACAUGGGCUGAAAAAGACAUACCUUGUACAAAAGUGUUCGAUUCAACAUUUUUCAAUUUAACAGAGCUUGAUUUUGCUGUUGAGAAGCAGAUGCGUUUAUCUGACAUUCCUUCCAUGUCGCUAUGUAUUUACAAAAGAGGCAAGCGGCUACUUUCGGCCGCAUAUGGGUUCUCAGAUCUGAGGUCUGAGACAAGGGCAAGCCCCAUGAAUAGCUACCGCAUCGCCUCCAUCAGCAAAACUAUCACAGCCAUGGGAAUAGCAGAGCUAAUCAACAGACGUCUUCUCAAUCUCGAAGACAGAGUGUUCGGAGUCAAAGUUGAGUCCUACGCAAUCAGCUCACGUCCUUACAGUGAGUUUAUACAAGACGUGAUACUCAAACCUAAUAAGAUCGAUGCGCGAAUAGGUGAAGUUGAACCCAAAGACACCGAGGUCUCAUAUUACUCGCCAGACAAUGCCAAUCCUUACACUUAUUGGACGCCUUCAAAGCUAGAUGCUGCUGCUGGCUGGGUGAUGCGCCCGGAAGAGGUUGUUCGCUUAUUUCUGCUUGUCGAGUCUGCAAGAUUUUCUCGCUAUCAGAUAUUGACGCAGCGGAGUCCCGUCAAGCGCAAUUAUGGUCGGGGUAUCCAACUAGGAGAUGACGGGUCGCUGUACCAUCUUGGCUCUCUGGCCGGUUCAGAAGGCAUAGGAUUUUCAAGCUGGGAUACGCAGAUCGCUAUAUUCGUUAACAUGCGCGGGCGUGAACAAAGGGAGCAAACUGCUUGGAUGGAACGAUUAUGUCGGCUGGUUGUCAAGCCUAGCAACAUCCACUAUUGA
Cylicocyclus nassatus is the source of this 1236-nucleotide messenger RNA. The record is from the annotation of a GenBank genome assembly. Lineage: Eukaryota; Metazoa; Nematoda; Chromadorea; Rhabditida; Strongylidae.